Molecule: messenger RNA, 12416 nt
Organism: Coregonus sp. 'balchen'
Lineage: Eukaryota; Metazoa; Chordata; Actinopteri; Salmoniformes; Salmonidae
Source: the annotation of a GenBank genome assembly
GUUGCAUAUCCUCGUCCUUUCGUUCGUCCUCAGUGCAGGAUAACGAAACAUCGUCUUGCAAAAGUAGAGCUAUUAGCGUUAUAUUUACACUCUAACAGCGCUGAGCUCUUUCCAAGCCAAGCUAUCUUUUAACUUAUCUAUUCGUGAGAGGGUGACCCGAAAGCACACGGAGCGAGGUAAGUCCUUAAUUUAUCAGGUUUGGUUAUGUAGCGAGCCCAGUAUGCCAGUACUGGGACUAACCUUGUAUGGCUACCCAGAAUCUUUGCUCCGGCCAAAUAUUAACGUUACGCUACGCCCACGGACGUUAGUUUCUUAACCGCAAUGAAGUAUUUAGUGAACUACUGUAUAGAGCAGCGGAAGAAUUCAGUUCAGUGGUCAGGCGAGGGCUAACCGGGGCUAAUGACUAGCUGGUCAGUGCUAUCUGGGAUCCUUCGGUGCGGUCCCAAGGAUCCCGAUUAGCACGGACCAUGCUUAACUCGCUAGUUAACUUAGCUAACAUGUGUCAUUAGGGAAGAUAUGACAUUGGUCAUGUAAGCGUAGUUACUAAAACGUCGAUAUAUUGAACGUUGUUGUCUUGAAUUGAUUUAUGACUAACGGUAUUUUCAGCUCUUGUGACUUAAUUUGGCCUGUCAGAUUAAACAGUAAUGUAACUAGUUUGUAAAAGACCUUUUAAAUGUAAAAUGUUUUUUUUGCCUUGAUUAAAAAUCCUGUAUGGACUGAAAGUAGCCAGGACAAACUCAUUUUCACGAUUUCACUAUCAUUAAAGUUAAUAAAUCAAUCAGCACGUUUUGGGGCUCAUUCGGUAGUUUUUACAUGAUUUUAAAGCUGCAAUAUGUAACUUUUUAGGCGGCCAGACCAAAUUCACAUAGAGAUGUGAGUUAUAGAUAUAACAUUCUCAUUUAAAGUCGGUAAGUAUGUUCUAUGAGCGCUAAUUCUAUGCUUUUCGUUAAAUUUCGUUUUUGCGUCUUACGUUUUCUACACCAGCUGAAAAGACAAUAUUUUUGUUUAUGGAAAAUAUAUUUCACAGCCGUUUACAUUCUGAUGCAGUGCUUGUUUUGUCACAAACUGAAAUUAGGUGAACUAUUACAACUUUAGCAACCAGGUGCAUAUUGCGCCUUUAAGUAGAAUCAUGUUGAACAUUUUUCUUAGUACCAUUUUAUAUUCCUAAAACAUAAGUUGAAAAUGAUACUGUUGGUGCGUCCUGUUGUCCUGUGUUUAAAAAUAAUAAUAAUUAUAGCAGGGUAUCAAAACGUCGGUUUUAAAUGUCAAUUCAUAAUCAAUAUGUUAAUUACUCCCUAUACACAAUGUCAUACUUGUGUUCAGAUUACUUGUAUUUUGCAAAAUUAGUACCUUAAAAUAGGGAUCAUCAACUAGGUGUGUGUAUAUAUAUAUAUAUAUAUAUAUCACUUUUUUUUGUGUGUGUAUAUAUGUGGACACCCCUUCAAAUUAGUGGAUUCGGCUAUUUCAGCCACACCCGUUGCUGACAGGUGUAUAAAAUCGAGCACACAGCCAUGCAAUCUCCAUAGACCAACAUUGGCAGUAGAAUGGCCCGUACUGAAGAGCUCAGUGACUUUCAACAUGUCACCAUCAUAGGAUGCCACCUUUCCAACAAGUCAGUUCGUCAAAUUUCUGCCCUGCUAGAGCUGCCCUGGUCAACUGUAAAUGCUGUUAUUGUGAAGUGGAAACGUCUAGGAGCAACAACGGCUCAGCCGCGACGUGGUCGGCCACACAAGCUCACAGAACAGGACCGCCGUGGCACGUAAAAAUCGUCUGUCCUCGGUUGCAACACUCGCUACCCAAGUUCCAAAAUGCCUCUGGAAGCAACGUCAGUACAAGAACUGUUCGUCGGGAGCUUCAUGAAACUUAGUUCCCAUGAAGGGAAAUCUUAACGCUACAGCAUACAAUGACUUUCUAGAUGAUUCUGUGCUUCCUACUUUGGCAGCAAUUUGGGGAAGGCCCUUUCCUGUUUCAGCAUGACAAUGCCCCCGUGCACCGAGCGAGGUCCAUACAUAAAUGAUUUGUCGAUCUUUCCAUUUGAGUCUGAAAAGGACAGCUUUGUUCUAAGUCCUGUGACGGACAGGCGUGUGUAAAUAAAAUCAACAGUACCAAACCAAAGAUAUUAAUCAGUUUUUUUUAAAGCAAUCAAUUUAGUGUAAUCUUGAUGACUAACUUUUGAUAUUGACAAUCUGAGGUACAAAUUGUGUAAUUUCACUUCAUUGUGUGGGGUGAAAAAUGGGAGCUUGUCUAAGGUAGUAACGCAAACUGUCCACAUUACAUUUAGGGAAAUGUGUGCGCAGUGGUCUAAGGCACUGCAUCGCAGUACUAGCUGUGCCACUAGAGAUCCUGGUUCGAAUCCAGACUCUGUCGUAGCCGGCCGUGACCCGGGAGACCCGUGGGGCGGCGUAGCCGGCCGUGACCCGGGAGACCCAUGGGGCGGCGCACAAUUGGCCCUGCUAGUACUGCGAAAUUAGCGCAUUCUAAAAUGUAAUAUGGCAAAAAAUAAUUCAGCAUGUCAAUUUUGGAUGAUGGCAUAUGUUGGUCAUUCCCAAACUAUAGCAACAAUUACAUCUUUCUUACUAAUUUAACCAGUUAGUUUAAAAAUGAUCUCAAACACAAUUUAACUGGAGGAUGCAGACUGGAGCUUCGUUAGUGUCUGUGAGCUGCCUGAACGCGUACCGUCCCUACCGGAAGAAUAAGGUCCUAGACGAGUCAUGCUUUUUGGAGGUUUCUUUCUGCUUUCUUCCAACCAUGUCACUGGCAACAGUGUUUCCAAGAAAGUGGGGCUUGUUCCUGGAAUGAGGGAGGCUGUCUAGAAAAAAAACUUGUUCUCCAUUCAGUAGCCAGGCACGUAGCAGGGCAAAACGUUUUGAAACGGGUGCUUCCUGAACCCAUUCUUCCCCCCCCCCCCCCCCUUCUCAACACCUUGUACCUGCUGAAUACGACCUUUCAGAAGGGGAGUAGUCUUGGCUACAUUUGGUGCUGUGGACCAGUAUGAACCAACUAAUAUGGACUCCAGUCUGUUAGCUUUGGUUCAUUUACCGACUUCACACUGCUGGUAGAAUAUGCACUGAUUUAGUCAUUGUGGUUGUGUUCGUUGUUGUAGUAAAGGCUGUGAGAAGCAAUGCAUUUAUCAUGCAAGAGCAAAAUGGCAUCCUGAUGUUAUACUUUUGUGUGAUUAGUUUUACUAAAGGAUCAGUCCUAUUCCACUGACGGUACUGCACUGGCAUAACUAGGCCCCAUGUGCUUUAGAUAAGUAAAGGAAUGCAACGCAUUACAAUGUUCAACUUCUCACAGAGUAUGGUAUGACUUUUAUUGAUCCCAACAUGAUGAGAUGUAUAAAAUGAUUUCCCAUCAAUAAAUUACAAGUACAAUACGUGUGUCAAAGACAUGAUAAAGCACUGUGGCACUCAUAAAAGGUCUGAUUCAAAGGAAAUGUAAAGCCCCACCGAUGUCUUUAUUUGGGUCUGACACCGAUAUCUGCUGAUGGACUGUUUUACAGCGGGGAAAUGAGUUUCCACACUGAAUUCUCAUAAAUUGCCAUCCAAAAGAGUAACUGUCCGAUAACUAUGCUUCAAAUGUUGAUUUUUGAGAAUAGCUGCAAGUGUUCAGCAUGAGAUUAGCUUAUUUUCAUCCUAUUUGAGUAUCGGUGGAGUUAUUGGCCGAUACGAUGUAUAGCGUUUUUAAAAGGCUAAUAUCCUCCGACAACAUGGGUGAAUGGAUAUAACGGCAACAUGGGUGGAUGGAUAUAACGGUAACAUGGGUGGAUGGAUAUAACGGUAACAUGGGUGGAUGGAUAUAACGGUAACAUGGGUGGAUGGAUAUAACGGUAACAUGGGUGGAUGGAUAUAACGGUAACAUGGGUGGAUGGAUGUAACGGUAACAUGGGUGGAUGGAUAUAACGGUAACAUGGGUGGAUGGAUGUAACGGUAACAUGGGUGGAUGGAUGUAACGGCGACAUGGGUGGAUGGAUAUAACGGUAACAUGGGUGGAUGUAACGGUAACAUGGGUGGAUGGAUGUAACGGUAACAUGGGUGGAUGGAUGUAACGGUAACAUGGGUGGAUGGAUAUAACGGUAACAUGGGUGGAUGGAUGUAACGGUAACAUGGGUGGAUGGAUGUAACGGUAACAUGGGUGGAUGGAUAUAACGGUAACAUGGGUGGAUGGAUGUAACGGUAACAUGGGUGGAUGUAACGGUAACAUGGAUGGAUAUAACGGUAACAUGGGUGGAUGGAUGUAACGGUAACAUGGGUGGAUGGAUAUAACGGUAACAUGGGUGGAUGUAACGGUAACAUGGGUGGAUGUAACGGUAACAUGGGUGAAUGUAACGGUUGGGCUCUAAAGGAGAAAUGCUGUCUAUCCUAAUGUUCACCUUUUUGCUUUGACGAUCACCGUAAGGAUGGAGACUUUAAUUCGCCGCUGCCCGUUCCUGUCCCGCGUGCCGCAGUCCUUCCUCCAGCAGGCCCGGAAAUCCCUGGUGGUCUACGCCCAGAAAUGUCCUGUGAUGAUGGACCUGGCCUCCAAGCCGCUGGCCCGUUCCCUCUGCUCCUCCUCUGCUAGCUUCCAGAAGGACACCGGGACUUCAGCCCAGACACCUGGUGAGUGGAGGGAUAUCAUUUUAUACUGAUCACAUGAUCAGGAAAAACUCUUGCCCUGAGACAUGGCUGGUUUUUAAUUCUAUGGCGUUGCAACAGUCUGUGGCAUACAGCCACGUCUUAGGGGCAAGGAAAACUCUCGAAUCAAAUUACCAACUCCAUCAAGCGUUGAUUAUUUGAAUCAGCUGUGUAGUGCUAGGGUGGAAACCACAACGUGCUCUCAGGCGGGGGGCGGGGGGCCCAGGACAGAGUACGUUAAACCCUGUGCUAGUGUAUGGUGUAGUUUUAAAGCUAUGUGUGUUGCUCUUAGUCUACUAACCCGAGUAUCUUCUGUCCUUUUUAAGGCGCCAAUGGGGGCACCACCACCAAGCUGCCUCAGGUCCACCCCCACCCCAUGCCCCCCACUGGCCAGGCCUCGGGGGCCUCCAAGUGCCCCUUCCUGGCGGCUGAGAUGGGCCAGAAGAACAGCGGUGUGGUGCGCCAGGCCAGCAUCCAGCUGCAGGAGGACGUGCAGGAGGUUCGCACCGUCCAGAAAGGUACACAAGGGGUUAAACCACCUGGAGUUGUAUUCCUUUUUGCUACUAAUACAGAGAUAUCGUAGGCUUUAUUACAGGUUAGGGUUCAGUUAAACAUCUACUUUAUUAUUCACAGGUAACAAUAGUCUUAAUAACCUGAAGGCUGUUAUGAUUUGACUAAAACAGAUGUAAGCCAUACUAUAUAAAUACUGUACAUGUUUUCCAGAAUGUUCUUCCUCAUCGGGGAUCAUCUGCCUGUUAGACUAUGACAUUACUGUUCAGCCCAUAGCAAUAGUUAAAAUAUGGAGUUAAUUUAUAUAUAUAUAUAUAUAUAUAUAUAUAUAUAUAUAUAUAUAUAUAUAUAUAUAUAUAUAUAUAUACAAAAGUAUGUGGACACCCCUUCAAAUUAGUGGAUUCGGCUAUUUCUGUCACACGUUGCUGACAGGUGUAUAAAAUCGAGCACACAGCCAUGCAAUCUCCAUAGACUAUCAUUGGCAGUAGAAUGGCCCGUACUGAAGAGCUCAGUGACUUUCAACGUGGCACCGUCAUAGGAUGCCACCUUUCCAACAAGUCAGUUCGUCAAAUUUCUGCCCGAGCAGGUGCAGGUGUCCAUGUUGACGAGCAGGUGUCCACAUACUUUUGGUCAUGUAGGUUUCAUCUCUGGUCCAGCCAUGACCUGUCUGUGUGUCCAGAUAGAAAUAAUACAGCAUAUGUCUAUUAUCCAGCCGUCACUAAUCACCAGAUGUGACCCCUCAGCCCAGGUCCUGGCCUCCUCCUCCUCGAAGUCUGGAGGUGUUGACCGGACCAAUCUGAUGAAGAGGCUGCUGAAGCAACGUCCAAUCAGGGUGUCCCACCUACUGCAGGAGAACAUGCCCAGCUGUGAGUCACAUGACCAGACUGUUCAAACCAAACUUUAUUGUCCCUGAUUUUUUUUUUAAAUUAGUGUUCCAUUCAAACCAAACUUGAUUGUCGCUGUAGGGAAAUGAUGGUAAUUAUGAGCCGGCUAGUUAGCGAACGUUAGCUAACAAGCUAAUGUUAGCUAACAAACCACAUCUUUGUCUCUAGAAAAAAAUUGAGCAUGUAAUGUUGGUAUUUAGACCAGGCUGAUGAGAUGUCAUGCAGACUGCAGUUUUUGUGGUUAUACUUUUUCAUGACGACAAGUUUAAUGUCGGACAACAACAAUGGAAUGUUAAUUAUUUUAAUUAGUGCCAAAGCCUGUAAGGUGAAAGGUGAUGUUUAUACUGGGGGGUUGGCAGGACUUUUAAAUACUUUACCGCAAUCACGGCUAGGUCGGUUGGCGGAAAUUAAAGUACAGGCUUUGUCGUCGGCAAUCCUUGCAGAUAUAAAGAAAAGUCUGCGACAAGUUGGCUGAAGUCGUUACUUAAGGGGAUGUUCCCUUGUCUUGUCUUUUUGUAUUUUAUUGAAACAGGACAACUAAAUGUCAUCUUUACCUCCUUGUCUUGUAAUCAUGUUUCCUUCCUCUCUCGGUCUCACUGCAGUCUCUCACUUCCACUACGAUGAGUUCUUUGAGAGGAAGAUUGAGGAGAAGAAGAGCGACCACACGUACCGUGUCUUUAAGACGGUAAACCGACGGGCCACCGACUUCCCCAUGGGUGACGACUACACCGAUUCCCUUAGCGACAGGAGAGACGUGUCCGUGUGGUGCUCAAUGACUACCUGGGCUAACAAACCACAGUCGUCAACUCAUCACGAAUAAACGUGAGCAGUGGAAGUGAUUGAUUGAUUGGAUGGUAAUGAGACUGACAGACGUGGUUGAUGGGUCAAUGCAGACUGACACAGUGUUUGUGGGUAAUGAACUACAACGUGUUGAUGUAAUGAGACUGAACAAGUGGUUAUAAUGAAGACUGAACAACAUGGGUGAGGGUUAAUAAGACUAACAGCCAAUGGGUGAGGUAAAUGAGAUCUGACAACGAUGGGUUGUGGAUGGUGGGUAAAUGAAGAGCUGAACAGACAGGUGGGUUGAUGGAUGGGUGGGUAAAUGAAGAGCUGAACAGACAGGUGGGUUGAUGGAUGGGUGGUAAUGAAUCUGAACAGACAGUGGUUAUGAUGGUGGUAAAUGAAGAGCUGAACAGACAGGUUGGGUUGAAUGGUUAAAUGAAGAGCUGAACAACUGGUGGGUUUGUAUGUGGUAAUGAAGAGCGAACAGACAGGUGUUAUGGUAAUGAAAGCUGACAACAGGUGGUUGAUUGGUAAAUGAAGAGCUACAGACAGGUGGUUAUGGGUACAUGAGAUCUGUAACAGAAGAGGGUUGAGGAUGGGUGGUAAUGAAGAGCUGAACAACGAUGGUUGAUGGUAAAUGAAGACUAAACAGACAGACGUUGAUGUGGGUGGUAAUGAAGCUGAACAACAGAUGGGUUGAUGUAAAUGAAAGCUGAACAGACAGAGGGGUUGUGGAUGGUGGUAAUGAACUGACGACAGUGGGUGAUGGAUGGGGUAAUGAGACUGAACACAGGGGUUGUGAUGGUGGUAACAUGAAGCUAACAGACAGGUGUUGAAUGGUAAUGGAAGCUGAACAGACAGGUGGGUUGAUGGGUAAAUGAAGAGCUGAACAGACAGGUGGGUUGAUGGGUAAAUGAAGAGCUGAACAGACAGGUGGGUUGUGUUUAAUAAGGCACACUGUAGAAGAACACAUUUGAAACCCAACAUCCCCCCCCCCCCAGAUAGUAGUAGGCUACCUCCAAAUUUCAUUCCAUUUCAAAACAUAAAAUAUUUUCUUGUUGCCUACUGAACACAUCCAAAGGAAAGAUCAAUAGGCUUAAUUGAUCCCUGUGGAGAGGUGACCAAACAAACCAUGUUGGUUUCACUGCUCCCCCGAAGGACCAAUUUAACUAUCCCUUGAGCUAUAUGUAGAUCCCCCCACAAAGGCCUGUCCGGUAAUGAUCCAGUGAAGGUGUGGGCGUGUUAAUUGGCCUGUUUACCUGGUGUUGUUUCCAGGGAGACGUUGCGUAAGCACGGCAGCGGGGCUGGAGGAACCAGGAACAUCUCUGGGACCAGUAAGUUCCACGUGGAACUGGAGCAGGAACUGGCAGACCUCCACAGGAAGGACGCUGCGCUACUCUUCACUUCCUGCUUCGUAGCCAAUGACUCCACCCUGUUCACCCUGGCCAAGAUGAUGCCUGGUAACCAUGUCACAUUACUCACCUGAUUUUUUUAUUUUAUUUUUAGUACCAUAAACUGUACUUCCAGGUAGCAAUGGGCGAGUUCUUUUUUGCAUUGCCACAGAUGUGCAGAGUUUGCACAUUUUUUGAGUGAAUCUGGUUCAUGGCACUAAACGGCCUGUCUUAUUCUUCUCUAUAGGCUGUGAGAUCUACUCUGAUGCAGGGAACCACGCCUCCAUGAUCCAGGGCAUCAGGAACAGCGGAGCCAAGAAGUUCGUCUUCCGUCACAAUGACCCCAACCAUUUGAGAGAUCUGCUGCUGAAGUCAGACCCCUCCUCUCCAAAGAUCGUGGCCUUCGAGACGGUCCACUCCAUGGAUGGUGAGUGGAGUUCUUGGAAUGCAUCCCAAAUGGCUACCCUAUUCCCUGUAUAGUGCACUACUUUUGACCAGGGCGGCAGGGCCCAUAGGUCUCUGGUCAAAAGUAGUGCACUAUACAGGGUUCCAUUUGGUGUUUGUUACUUGAUGUGGUAGAUAUUAAAGCUGAAGCUUUUUUUUUUUUUUUGGUUUUGUACGCUGAAAAUACAAUAUGUUUGGAUAUGGAAAAUAUAUUUCACAGCGGUUUAGAUGGUACAAUGAUUCUCUACACCAGGGUUCUUCAAUUCCGGUCCUGGAGGGCCGAAACACCUCUGUUUUUCAUCCUCUCCUUCUAAUCAGGGGCUAAUUCAGACCCGGGACACCAGGUGAGUGCAAUUAACUACCAGGUAGAAAUAAAAAUAAAAAGUGUUUCGGCCCUCCAGGACCGGAAUUGAAGAACCCUGCUCUACACUGAGUGCUUGUUUUGUCACACAAACUGAAAUUAGGUGAACUAUUAGAAUUUUUGCAACCAGGAAAUGGUGGUGUGAUUUCUGUGUAGUUCAUCUUUUUAAUUAUUUUAAAGGGGGGGGGGGGGGGGGGAAAUGCACUGACUGACUAAAACUAUAAUCAUAUUGUCCAGAGUUUGUCGACAGAUAAUAACUAAAGAAGGUUGAAAUGACUAAAAUGUGCCAAAGACUAAUCUAUUUUAGGACUAAAACUACCUCUAAAAUAGCUUCCAAAAUUAACACUGUACUGUUCAUAUAAUGCCUUUUUAGAUAAUGUUUAUAUAAUGUGCUUCUAUACUGUCAACCUCUAUGAAACUGAUUUUAUGAUAUUAACCGUUCGUCUCUUAAAGGAGCGGUGUGUUUAAAAUGCCUCCUACUGAAAUGGUUAUAUAAUACUGUUUAUCUUGUCUUAAAGGAGCGGUGUGUCCUCUGGAUGAGAUGUGUGACGUGGCCCAUGAGUUUGGAGCCAUCACGUUUGUAGACGAGGUGCAUGCGGUGGGGCUGUACGGCGCCAGAGGAGGAGGUAUCGGAGACCGGGACGGCAUCAUGCACAAGAUGGACAUCAUCUCUGGGACGCUGGGUCAGUACUUCACUUUACAAAUCAGGGAUGUGAUUCGUCCUGGAAAAAUUAGGAAUUCCUGCUUUAUCCUCCAUUCAGUUCUAAUUGAAACGGCCCCAUCUCCUAGACAAUUUACAGAUGUUCUAUGUUCCAGUCACAUCCCUGAAGCAGUCCUUGUUUGUCUGAAACCCUGAGACGAACCAGAUGUCUGGUCGCUAACGCGGGUGGUUGAGGUUGUUGCUUAAUGCUCCUUGGGACACUGGAGAAACAGGAACUAGGAUCUGUUUACGACCUGUUGCUAGGAGACCGCAGUCUCUUAUUACAUUUCCUCUAAGCCUGGGGACUGCUGGGAGACCAAUCAUCACACACUGGGACAAUCAGGAGAGGUGCUUUGUCUGUUUUUGUUGGAAUACAAGCGAGUCAAGAUGACACAACAUCCUGGUGAACACCGUUCUAAAGGAGUAGAAACAGUCUUUUUUUUUUUUUUACAUCCAAUAACACGUCAUUCUCUAGUAGUCUGAGGGAAAAAAAAUUUUUUAUUUAUUUUAUUUGUCCUUUUGUCCUAAUUUUAGUGUUUUAAUUAAUUGUAUUUUCUUCCAGGCAAGGCGUUUGGUUGUGUAGGAGGCUACAUCGCCAGUACCGACGCCCUGGUGGACACGGUGCGUAGCUACGCUGCAGGCUUCAUAUUCACCACGUCUCUUCCCCCCAUGCUGCUGGCCGGGGCCCGCGAGUCCAUCCAGAUCCUUAAAGGGGAGGAGGGCCGCGCCCUCCGGAGGAAACACCAACGCAACGUCAAGCUGCUGAGACAGAUGCUCAUGGACUCUGGACUGCCCCUCGUCCACUGCCCCUCUCACAUCAUCCCUGUCAGGGUGAGAAUCAGUACAACUUACGGCUCAAUUUUCAAUCCGUGUUGCCUGAAGUUCAGCACUACAGCGUGAAUUAAGUGUAAAGGUCAAGUAAGGUAAAGGUUAAGUGUAAAGGUCAUGUUCCUGUGUAAAGGUCAUGUUCCUGUGUUAGCAGAGACAGCGUUCACGGUAAACGCUGCAUAUGUCAGCUCAAUCAGAAAUUACCUUUUUUAAAUGUCAAGUGCGCUGAACGAAUAGAAUCAAUCCCUUUUAAUCUUCCAAAAUGAAUUGGAAAUGUGUCUUAUGUUAGUCCCAAUCCUCCAGACACCACACACACACACGGAGUGUACAAAACAUUAAGAACACCUGCUCUUUUCAAUGACAGACUGACCAGGUGAAAGCUAUGAUCCCUUAUUGAGGUCACCUGUUAAAUCCACUUCAAUCAGUGUAGAUGAAAGGGAGGAGACAGGUUAAAGAAAGGAUUUUUAAUUCUUGAGACAUGGAUUGUGUAUGUGUGCCAUUCAGAGGGUGAAUGGGCAAGACAAAAUAUUUCAGUGCCUUUGAACGGAGUAUGGUAGUAGGUGCCAGGCACACCGGUUCGUGUCAAGAACUGCAACGCUGCUGGGUUUUUCACGCUCAACAGUUUCCCGUGUGUAUCAAGAAUGGUCCACCACCCAAAGGACAUCCAGCCAACUUGACACAACUCUGGGAAGCUUUGGAGUCAACAUGGGCCAGCAUCCCUGUGGAACUUUUGACACCUUGUAGAGUCCAUGUCCCCGAAGAGCUGAGGCUGUUCUGAGGGCAAAAUGGGGUGGUGGGGAGGUACAACUCAGUAUUAGGAAGGUGUUCUUUAGUGUUUUAUUAUUGAUCAGCAUUGUUAAUAUUGGUAUUUUAUUAGGAUCCCCAUUAGCUGUUGCCACCCUAUUGAUAGACAUCAACAUUGUCACUGUGGACAUACUCAGCAUGGUCUUACUUGGAUGGGUUGAUUUGAAUGUGAUUUUGACGUGGCCUGCAGGUGUCUGAUGCGGAGAAGAACACUGAGGUCUCUGACGUCAUGAUGAGCCGUUACAACAUUUACGUCCAGGCCAUCAACUACCCCACGGUCGCCAGAGGGGAGGAGCUUCUACGCAUCGCCCCCACGCCGCACCACACCCCCCAGAUGAUGACAUACUUUGUCGGUAAGCGACAUGUUUGGUCUAGCUGGCAGGAAACGGGAAACUGAUCAAAUGGUUUAUCUCAAUCGUUUUGUUGUUGUUGUAAAGCUCUUGUCGUGUUCAGUGCUUGGCACAAAAACUGAAGGAAAUGUUUUGAGGGGUCAAUGGUUUAACUCAGAGUUUCUCAAGAUAUACAACUGAAGUAUACUUCUGUGGCUGGACAAAUAUUUGGGUGACCCAGCGAAGAUCCCGGUAGUAGAUUACUAACUCAAUUUAUUUGUUUGUAAACCUUUUUUUUUUUUGCUGGUUUUCAGUAAGCAUGUAACUUCAGGAAAUAUACUGAAACGGCCAAGUACGUCCUCUAAAACAAUAUUUCCCCUCUUCAGAGAAGCUGGUUCAGACGUGGAAGGAGUUCGGUCUACCUCUGAAGCCCCGUUCUUCAGCAGAGUGUAACUUCUGCCAGCAGCCGCUGCACUUGGAGCUGAUGACCGAGAGAGAAAAGUCUUACUUCAGAGGCCUGAGCCACCCCAUCUCAGCUCACGCAUGACGACACUACAGAAUACACUCAACCCAUUCCUUUCACUGGUACCUUUUUAUUCCCUAAUAUAGUGCGAUACUUUUCACUAGGGCCCCAUAGUGCUCUCGUCAAAAGUAGUGCACUACACCGGGAAUAGGGUACCGUUUGUGACAUCCAUAGAAUGUAUAUCUAUAUUGUAUUUUAUAAGUGUCAUAACUUUAUUUCUGGGUAUUCCAUGGGCACCCGAUUGUCUAA